Exserohilum turcica Et28A is the source of this 780-nucleotide messenger RNA. RefSeq lists its product as uncharacterized. Gene Ontology annotation, cellular component: membrane. The transcript has 3 exons. Lineage: Eukaryota; Fungi; Ascomycota; Dothideomycetes; Pleosporales; Pleosporaceae. The record is from RefSeq and is a predicted model, not a curated record. Gene Ontology annotation, biological process: arachidonate metabolic process. The coding region runs from base 1 to 780 and encodes 259 amino acids.
AUGCCCUCUCAAGCUUGGCUGUGGCAUUUUGCAGCACCUCUGAUAGCAUCCGCUCUGCUGCUCGCUAGCUACCCUCCCGGUGCACAUAGAGUAGGCUUUACGCCAGAAUGUCUUUUCAAUAAGAUCUACUCUGCACCCUGCCGUGCCGCAAUAUCUUCAUAUACUCUCUUCCCGGGUAUCCAGACAAAGUUUUUGACUGCAAUACUUAACGAGUUUUGUGCCAUGUUCGCUGACUAUGCAGUUAAUGGCCUAACCUCUCGAGAAUACCAUCGGAAAACUUUUACACUUCAUCAUGCUCAUUUAGUUGAAUUCAGAAGCCGUCGAUCCUGCUUUAGUUGUUUUAUGCGGAUGCCUGAAAAAGUCUUACCUUGCGGACAUGCUCUCUGCGAUCCUUGUAUUAGGGCUUUAGGGAUACGCUCGCAUAUUGACAAAAAUACCUACGAGAUUCCCGAGUGCAUCCUAUGCGGGGUUAACUACCGCUACUCAAUAUUCCACUUUAUACCUCCUACUGCAGGAAUACGAAUCCUUAGUGUAGAUGGCGGGGGUGUAAGAGGCGUUAUUCCGCUAGCUUUUCUUAAGCACCUUGAUUUGCUACUCGCCCUAUUGUGUUGUUUAGUAAAAGACUAUUUCGAUUCUGUUUGCUGUACAUUAGCAGGUGGACUUAUAGUAAUUGGCAUGUUCUUGCUACAAUGGAGCGCAUCUGAAUUGUUAGAAAAAUUUAAAGACGUGGCAAGCAAGACGUUUGAAAGGCGGAAAGCACUAGUUACGAGAGCCCUCUAG